Messenger RNA from Ogataea philodendri, 3663 nucleotides. RefSeq lists its product as uncharacterized. The transcript has a single exon. The record is from RefSeq and is a predicted model, not a curated record. Gene Ontology annotation, cellular component: membrane. Bases 1 to 3663 code for a protein of 1220 amino acids. Gene Ontology annotation, biological process: transmembrane transport. Gene Ontology annotation, molecular function: ATP binding; ABC-type oligopeptide transporter activity; ATP hydrolysis activity. Lineage: Eukaryota; Fungi; Ascomycota; Pichiomycetes; Pichiales; Pichiaceae.
AUGGACGAAAAAGAGCUAUAUGGGUCACCUGUGACCGUUGAGACGUUUCUGGACAUACCCAGAGCGCCAGUUAGAUCGCAAAAAUCCAGCUUAUUCACCUUUGUUAAGAAAAAAGACUGCUGGCUGCUUGCACUGGCUACCAUAUUUACAGUUUUGGCAUCAUUGGUCCCAGCAGCGGUGACAAUACUGCUGUCAAAGGUCUUUGACAAACUGCAACAAUUUGCCAAGAACGACUACUCGUCAGCUUCCGAUUUCAUCAAAGACGUCGAAUGGUUCUGUUUCGGAGUGAUAUUCGUUGGUCUUGGCUCCACGCUAUUCAGCUGGCUCGGACUAGCCUUGUUUCUUGUUGUUGGCGAGCGCCAGCAGAAAAGGUGUCGCACACAGGUGCUCGAGUGUCUACUAGGCAAAGAGCUCGAAUGGUUCGACAAGACAUCAGAUCUCAACUCGAACCUUAUCCAAAUCAACAGAUGCAUAGAGGAGUACCGGUCUGGUGUUUCUGAGUGUCUGGAGAUGUUUAUCAAGUCUGUGACAACGAUAAUAUCCUUAUUGGUCCUCAGCUUUUACUAUUCCUGGCGCAUGACGCUUCUGGUGCUGGCAACUAUCCCAGUGAUCGUGUUGGUCACUGGAAUAUGGGGCUUUUUCAUUGGAGUCCAUACCAACCACGAAAACUCCCACUGUGCAAACGCUAUCAAGGUGACAGAAUGGAACUUGCUCUCGUACUUCUGGGUGAAGCUAUCUGGAGCCCAGUCACUGGAGAAACAAAAUAUUGCAACCGCACUUAAACUGGCCUCGCAGAGCUUUAUGAAAAUCAAACUGUUCAUGAGCAUCAACACGGGUAUAAUCAAGUUCUUGGCCUUGACCAUGUUCAUACAGAGCUUCUGGUACGGCUCAUUUCUGGUCAGACAUAACCUCAACUCGUCCGGUGACGUUAUCUCGUGCUUCUACUCCUGCUUGAACGUGUCACGUGUUUUUUCAAACGUGUCCACGCAGCUCGUGGGACUCAAGACCGCCAAGGAGUCGCUGAGGAAAGUUUUCGACACCAUUGAAUGGUCUCGACAGUCAUACUAUCCAGGAUUUGAGCCCAAACACGAUAUCAAGGGCGAAAUUCGGAUCUCUGGUGUGUCGUUCAGGUAUCCAACUAGAAAAGAGUGGGGGCUUGCAGACGUGACUUUAGCCAUUCCUCCAAGUAGCAUGAUGUUCAUUGUUGGCCGUUCCGGUUCUGGUAAAUCGACACUGGCCUCUCUGCUGCUCGGACUCUACGAAUUUCGGGGAAAGAUCACCAUUGACGAUUACGACGUUUCUCGGCUGGACACCAGCUGGCUAGCUACCCAAAUUACGCUUGUUCACCAACAGUGCACCUUGUUUGACGGGACGAUCAGAGAAAACCUAACGUUAGCGUCUAAAGGGCCAGUGAGUUCCCGGUCUUUGCAGAGAGCACUGCAGCUGUCGUCUCUCGACCAAUUCAUAGACACGCUACCAAACGGGCUAGAAACCAAACUUGGCAGCGGAGAAGACGCAGUUUCACUCAGCGGAGGACAAAAGCAACGACUAGCGAUUGCUAGAGCCGUUCUCAGAGAUACUCCUAUUCUGAUUAUGGACGAGAGUCUGUCAGCCAUUGACUACACUCAACGGAUGCUGAUUUUAGAAAGAAUCAGAAAAUGGCGUCGAGACAGACAGGUCAUUGUGUUGACUCACGAGUACUCUGAGAUCAACGAUAACGAUCAUGUUGUUGUUAUGGAUGGCGGUAGAGUGGUUGAGCAGGAUACAAAAAUCAACUUGCUGAAGAAAGAGUCCAAAUUUGCACAGCUUCAAUUUCAGAAAGUUGUUCCUGAGAAUCCGUUUGAGCAGCAGGAGGAAGAAACCGAGCAGGAGACUACUUUUACAGCUUUGAAUGAUAUUGAAAGCCAGGAGACCAAGAAGAUCAGCCCGUUGCAGCUUUUUUACCAACUGUGGAGAACACAGAAGCUGUCCUGGAUCCUGAUGUACGUCUCUGGCAACCUGCUUACAGUGGCCAAUUCUUCAAUGACGCCUUUGUUCUCUUUCUUUCUCUCAAAGCUGAUUGUUGGGAUUGUGCACAUUGGCGGGUCCGUCUCAGAUGGAUAUUUGCGCAAAUGGGCCGUUGUGCUGAUCGCCAUUGCUUUGUUGGACGGAUUCACACUGUUUGCUUCCAAAUACAUUUUAAACAAAUGCUCCGAAACAGUCGUUGAUCAACUGAAGCAGAAAGCUUUUUCCAAGAUUCUCAGACAACCAGCAACAUGGUUCCAAAGAGUGCAGCCCAGCCAGAUAUCGUCCCUGUUAAUAAACGACACAAGAGAUCUGCGUACUGUCAUUUCCGACCUGCCCAGCCAGAUCCUGGCUAUAAUUGCUCUUGCACUCGUGGCCAUGGUCUGGUCACUCAUAGUCUGCUGGAACCUUGCACUUGUUGGGUUCAGUUUUGCGCCGCUGUUUGUCAUCUUUUCCAUGCUCUUCUCUAUGCUGCUCCAAAAGUACGAAGACGCGUACAAACAGUCUACCGAUAAGGUAGAAGCCGUGGUCCACGAAUGCGUGGUCGGAAUGAAGACGGUGAUCUGUCUCAACUUGCGCGACUACUUCCAGAUCAAAUUCAACUGCAAUAUGGACUUGGUCACCGCAGCAGGAAAAAAACGUGCCAUCAUCAUUUCCCUGGCCAUAUCCAUCCAGAACAUUGUCAUCUAUCUUUCGCAAGGAGUGAUGCUCUACUACGGAAUCAAACUGGUCUCCAAGAAAUCCAUCACUCUGGUUCAAAUGAUGCAGGUUAUCACCCUGAUCAUGUUCUCCACCGGCUACAUCUCGUCUUUGCUCUCCUCGUCUCCGAGCCUCAACAAGGGACUUGCUGCUUUCGGCAAGCUCUCCUCGCUUUUACAGCUACCAAACAACGACCAGGAGUUUUCUGGCUCGGUGACUCCAAAACUUUCAAGCUCCAAAUCGGUCUUCCGCUUCCAGAACGUCCAAUUCUCCUAUCCAAACUCCAACACCAACGUGCUUUCCAACUUCAACAUCUCAUUCAUGCCCAACCAGAUAAGCUGUCUGGUCGGUAAGUCUGGGUGUGGUAAGUCCACCGUUCUGAGUCUUCUUCUAAGACUGUAUCCUGUUCAAGGCGGAGUUCUCAGAGUGGCAGGAACAGAUAUCAGCCAAAUCAACAUGGAUGCGUUCAAGUCGAUGGUCUCUGUGGUCACUCAAGAACACUACUUUUUCGACGGCACCAUCGAGGAAAACCUCAAGUACAAUUUGGAGAAGCCAGUCACCACUGAACAGAUCUAUUCUGUGCUAGAGCUCGUGGACUUGGCCACCUUUGUCAGAGAAUUGCCAGAUAAACUGGACACUCGCAUUGGCGGCUCUUCCAACUUGCUCAUCUCGGGCGGACAGCUGCAGAGACUGUGCAUUGCGCGAGCUUUGAUCAGAUCGCCAAAGAUCCUGGUUCUCGAUGAGUGCACUUCGCAUCUGGACCCCGAAAACACCCAAAACAUUGCUCAUGUCCUGCAAAGACUGAAGAGUCACGUGACCAUUAUCAUCAUCAGCCACCAAAAGGAACUGAUGCAGGUGUCGGACUGGAUAGCAUACAUGGAGGACGGGAUUGUGAAAGAAAAAGGAAGCUACGCACAACUCAUGAACAAGAAAAGCUUGUUUUACCAGCUAAUAAACUAA